GGCGGGCGGGGCGGCGGGAGGCGGAGGCGCCGGCCGAGGAGCCGGGAGGAGCCGGGAUGAGGGCGCCGCUGCUGCCGCCCGCUCUGCUGACCUGCUGCGGAUGGCUGCUCGGCCCCGUGUCCAGCAUCCACCCAGAAUGCCGCUUCCGCCUGGAGAUCCAGGAAGAGGAGACCAAGUGCGAAGCUCUCCUGGGGGCGCAGCCGGAGCACAAAGCCUGCAGUGGGCUCUGGGACAACAUCACGUGCUGGCAGCCGGCAGACAUCGGGGAGACGGUGACUGUGCCCUGCCCCAGAGUGUUCAGCAACUUGUACAACAAGCCAGGGAACAUAAGCAAGAACUGUACGCGGGACGGCUGGUCGGAGAUGUUUCCGGACUUCAUGGAUGCCUGUGGCUACCGGGAACCGGAGGACGAGAGCAAGAUGCAGUUUUAUGUCCUGGUGAAGACUGUCUACACUCUGGGCUACAGCGUCUCUCUCAUCUCCCUCACCACCGGAAGCAUCAUUCUCUGUGCCUUCAGGUAAGUGGCAUAGACAGGUGCAGAGGAUGGGGAAGGUGCUCUGUCCCCAACUACACGUGCGUCUGCCCCUCCACGCUGAUGUGGCCAUGGACAGGGCUUGGGGUGCCUGCCCGUCAGGGAGCCCCUGCAGGCGUGCCUGUCCUGAAACAUGGGCUGCCUAAACCGCCCACCCGGGCCUUCAGUGCCGGCCGCUGUGCUGGGCUCCGGAGCAGGGAAAAGGCCUGGGCUGCCUGGGGCCAGUCUUGUGCCCGUGUGGCCUUGGACAAGCGACGUGGCUUCUGUGGUCUGCCCCUGUCUCCACAGAGGAGCCGCGUGGGAGGCACCACGCCCCGCUU
Messenger RNA from Erinaceus europaeus (western European hedgehog), 852 nucleotides. RefSeq names its product vasoactive intestinal polypeptide receptor 2-like. The record is from RefSeq and is a predicted model, not a curated record. NCBI's taxonomy places the organism in Eukaryota, Metazoa, Chordata, Mammalia, Eulipotyphla, Erinaceidae. The transcript is spliced from 5 exons. Gene Ontology annotation, cellular component: plasma membrane. Bases 57 to 521 code for a protein of 154 amino acids. Gene Ontology annotation, biological process: adenylate cyclase-modulating G protein-coupled receptor signaling pathway. Gene Ontology annotation, molecular function: vasoactive intestinal polypeptide receptor activity; peptide hormone binding; G protein-coupled peptide receptor activity.